This is a messenger RNA of Hyaena hyaena (striped hyena), 1518 nucleotides long. It is a transcript of the gene CD74, whose product is annotated as CD74 molecule. The record is from RefSeq and is a predicted model, not a curated record. The transcript has 9 exons. Gene Ontology annotation, cellular component: cytoplasm; cell surface; membrane. NCBI's taxonomy places the organism in Eukaryota, Metazoa, Chordata, Mammalia, Carnivora, Hyaenidae. Gene Ontology annotation, biological process: negative regulation of DNA damage response, signal transduction by p53 class mediator; immune response; positive regulation of cytokine-mediated signaling pathway. Bases 178 to 1014 code for a protein of 278 amino acids. Gene Ontology annotation, molecular function: macrophage migration inhibitory factor binding; cytokine receptor activity; MHC class II protein binding.
ACUUCUACUUUAACUAGUGGGCGGAGUGGCCUCCUGUGGACGAAUCAGAUUCCUCCUCAGCCCCAACUUCAAGAGGUGAGCCACUGUUCAGGGUCCCAGACACCCAGGAGACAGCAGCGGCAGCAGCAGCAGCGGCGGCAGGAGGAGGAGGUGUGGGAAAGACUAGAAGCCGGAACCAUGGAAGACCAGCGUGACCUUAUCUCCAACCAUGAGCAGCUGCCCAUGCUGGGCCAGCGCCCGGGAGCCCCGGAGAGCAAAUGCAGCCGAGGAGCCCUCUACACAGGCUUUUCUGUCCUGGUGGCUCUGCUCCUGGCUGGCCAGGCCACCACUGCCUACUUCCUGUACCAGCAGCAGGGCCGGCUGGACAAGCUGACGGUCACCGCACAGAACCUGCAGCUGGAGAACAUGCGCAUGAAGCUCCCCAAGGCUACCAAGCCCCUGAACAAGAUGCGGGUAGCCUCCCCCAUGCUGAUGCAGGUGAUGCCCAUGCGAGGCCUGCUCCAGGGGCCCAUGCAGAAUGCCACCAGGUAUGGCAACAUGACACAGGACCACGUGAUGCACCUGCUCCUGGAGGCCGACCCUCUGAAGGUGUACCCACAGCUGAAGGAGAGCUUCCCAGAGAACCUGAAACACCUUAAGACCACCAUGGGAACCCUGGAUUGGAAGGUCUUUGAGAGCUGGAUGUACCAUUGGCUCUUGUUUGAAAUGAGCAAGGGCCCGCUGGAGAAGAACCACGCUGAUGCUCCGAAAGUACUGACGAAAUGCCAGGAAGAGGUCAGCCGCAUUCCCGCCGUCCACCCUGGCAUGUUCAGGCCCCAGUGCGACGAGAACGGCAACUAUAAGCCGCUCCAGUGCUAUGGGAGCACCGGCUACUGCUGGUGCGUCUUCCCCAACGGCACCGAGGUCCCCUACACCAGGAGCCGUGGGCACCGUAACUGCAAGCCACUGGACACUGAAGACCUGUCAUCUGGGCUGGGGAUGACCAAGCCGGACCUGGGCCCAGUGGCCGUGUGAACAGCAGACGCCGGCACGCAGCCAGCCCCGCAUGCCCACUGACUCCUUGUCCUACUCUCCAUCGGCCCUAGCCCGCCUUUUCCCUUACACCUCACUCCCCCGCCCCCACCUCCCGCUCUGCGCCUCCCUCCACGACGCCCUGGCACCUGGCUCACCACCGUCCCUGGCCACGCGGGGGAAUGCGAGGCCCCAGGAGGUGGACCGAGAGCCAGGCUGACCCCCAUCUCAGCCUCCAACACGGAGCCCCAAGAUCCAGGCCCGUGGACGAAGUGGAAAGGUACAGGGAGGUAGCACGCUGCUCCCCCACACCCUUCUCUUCCGGCCUUGGCUUUGUAGCCUGUUUAGGGGGGACGGGCCCCUCUAGCAACACUCACCCAGGAAGAACCAGCCCCUCCAACAGCCCCACCCCACUUUCUGCCCACCCCCCAGUUCCCUCUGUGCAGCCAAGCUUAUCCUCAACCCCCAGGGCCGCAGCUCUGAGAAUAAAACGUAGUGAGUAGAACA